GCUGGUGACGCCUGCCUCAGCAUGGCUAAUCUCAUCCGUACCGCCAAGUCUGGCAACGACUGGACUCUCAAUGACCUGGACUCAUAUCACAUCACCCUCAAGCAGGUGGACGCCCUUUCGUUCUUUGGCUUACAGGAGUUGCCACGACCCUCAGUUGAUCAAGAGCUGCUAAUCAAUGCCGAUGCUGAUGCUAUGUGACAAGAUCACUACGCAGAGUUAAUCACUUACCUUGAUCUCGCCAUGAUCCCCCACAAAGGUAAAAUUGCCGUGGAUGAUUUUGUCGUCGAGCUUUUCAAGACUCUGGGUUAUGUCUGUCGAGAACGAGUGGCAUGCAUGCGGGUGGACCUGCCGCUCCUGAUUUGCGGCGAAGACAAGGAUGCAAAGACCGAUGUCUGUAUUUUCGAUCGAUCUCAGAACGAUAUCCUCCUCCUUGUCCAGGAGGACAAGAGGUUGGAGCACAGGGAUCCCAUCAAUGCGCGAGCUCAGCUUGUGGCAGAAGCAGUCGGGGCUUUCAAUGAGAAUAAUGCACAAAGGGAAGCGAUUGGACUCCCUCCUAUGGUGGAAAAGGUGAGUUAUUUCGUGAGUUUGUCGACCCUUUUCUGGAGAUCGUUCUUCUUAGGUCAUGCCCAGCAUUGUCAUGGUGGGGACGUCGCCCAUGUUCUUUAAAAUUCCCGUCACUCGAACUCUGUCCAUUCAUAUUCGCCAUGGGACCUAUCCUCCAGAGGAAACCUGUGUGAC
Guyanagaster necrorhizus is the source of this 738-nucleotide messenger RNA. RefSeq lists its product as uncharacterized. The transcript has 2 exons. NCBI's taxonomy places the organism in Eukaryota, Fungi, Basidiomycota, Agaricomycetes, Agaricales, Physalacriaceae. Bases 241 to 666 code for a protein of 141 amino acids. The record is from RefSeq and is a predicted model, not a curated record.